Volvox carteri f. nagariensis is the source of this 1051-nucleotide messenger RNA. RefSeq lists its product as uncharacterized. The coding region runs from base 1 to 489 and encodes 162 amino acids. The transcript is spliced from 5 exons. Lineage: Eukaryota; Viridiplantae; Chlorophyta; Chlorophyceae; Chlamydomonadales; Volvocaceae. The record is from RefSeq and is a predicted model, not a curated record.
AUGAUACGUGUCAACAACCUGGCAGGCGCGCACAGCGAUGCCGGAAUCAAGGCCAUUGCGUCAGACCUUGGUGCUGAUAUCAAGGGCAAGGUUUUGAUUGAUGCGACGAAUCCACUUUCGCCCUAUCCGGGCCUGGAGGUCCGUUGGACUGGAAAGUCAGCUGGCGAGCUCCUGGCCGAGGAGCUGCCCGACACAUUUGUGUACAAGGCCUUCAACACCAUCGGCGCCAAUCUGAUGGCCCAGGGUGACGGCUCCAGUCUCAACGGUCAGCAACUAACUAUGAUGUUCGCGGGGAGCUCCGAAAAUAAGGCGCUGGUCGAGGAGGUCAUUUCGACAACUGGCUUUGAACCCGUGUACGUGGGGUCCAUACGAUACGCCAGGAAUCUUGAGCUCAGAGAAGUGGGGCCGGAACUUCCAUUUUCAGGUCAUUCGCAAGUAGCGAGCAGCUGCGUGGCCGGCGGGGAUGGUACGGAUGUGAAGUCCACGUAAUCUAUCUGGAGAAAAUCGCAUAAUGACUUUUGAACUAGGGCCUUUGAAGCCGCCGCGCUGAGGCGAUCCGUAAGCAUUGAGAGCGGCCCUUUCAGCGGCUAGCUACUAUAAUUGAUACUGAGACCUCGCACAUAUUUGGAAUCCUGAAAUCGUCAGAUCGGUCCUAAUAUGUUUCAUUAUAGAUAUCGGGGACGACUAGGUCGACAAUGGAUCAUUUGAAAAAAAACAUAUUGCUUAGAUUGACUGGGAAGACCUUGCGCCUAAGGAUCCUUCAGAUGGCUUAGGCACGUAACAUGGAUGAAUGACCCUACUGCCCGAGGGUGGGCGAUGGUAGGCAGAGACAUGUGUAUGUGGCCAUCAGGCCAUUUGCAGGAAGAAUCUUUUAGCUGUUAGGAAAUUCUUUUGGAAUGUUUGUCUAUUGAUUGCCCUGACUUCUACUUCUACUUCUACUUCUACUUCAUCCACCAAAAUCGGCUUGGAGUUCGGUAUUCGUUGACAGUUGAGUAACACUGGUUGAAGGUUGACGGUUGUCUACAAAGAUCCUGUAAAUUACCUGGAUAAG